This is a messenger RNA of Gracilinanus agilis (Agile Gracile Mouse Opossum), 645 nucleotides long. RefSeq names its product UPF0472 protein C16orf72-like. NCBI's taxonomy places the organism in Eukaryota, Metazoa, Chordata, Mammalia, Didelphimorphia, Didelphidae. The record is from RefSeq and is a predicted model, not a curated record.
AUGGAGAUGAUGAUGGAGACCAUUUCAGGCUUAGGGUACAACCUGUAUCAAGUGUGUCAACAGCAAGGACUUUCCCUCUGGAUUCCCUUCCAAAAUGCAGCCACUGCCAUUACCAACCUCUACAAAGAAAGCAUGGAUGCCCAUCAAAGAAGUUUUGAUCUAGGAAUUCAAAUUGGCUAUCAGCAACACAAUAAGGAUGUGUUAGCAUGGGUUAAAAAACGCAGAAGAACUAUUCGUAGAGAAGACUUGAUCAGCUUCCUCUGUGGAAAAGUUCCUCCUCCACGAAACUCAAGAGCUCCCCCAAGACUAACUGUAGUAUCCCCUAAUAGAGCUACUUCAACAGAAACUAGCUCAUCUGUAGAGACUGAUUUGCUACCCUUCCGUGAAGCCAUAGCCCUGCAUGGUCUUAGUGGCGCAAUGGCUAGUAUAAAUGUUCGUUCAAGUACUCCAGGCUCUCCCACUCAUGUAAGCAGUGUAUCAAAUGCUAGUCGAAGGAGAAAUGGACUCCAUGAUGUGGAUUUGAACACUUUCAUAUCAGAAGAAAUGGCACUCCACUUGGACAAUGGUGUAACUAGAAAGCGUACCUCAGCUCAAUGUGGCGAUGUCAUUACAGACUCACCAACCAAACGCAACAGAAUGAUCUAA